AUGAAAAUUCUAAGCUACAAAGAUGAACAUGAACAUGAACAUGGUCAACACCUUGAUGUUUCUAAUAACCUUUUGGACUCUAUCCCAGAUGGGUUUAUUUCCGCUUGUGGAAAAACUGAGAGUUUAAAGCUUUUGAAUUUUAGUAGAAAUGUGUUGAAUGGUGUUUUGCAUACUUUUCGUGGUUUUGGUGGAUUGGAAUCACUUGACAUGUCUUUCAAUAACUUGAAAGGAAGCAUUGGUUUGCAGUUAGAUGGAAUGGUUAGUCUCAAGUCUCUUGAUCUCAGUAACAAUACUUUCACUGGGAAAAUUCCAACUAACCUUGGAAGGUCUAUGGUUUUAGAGCAGCUUGUGCUUUCAAACAAUCGUUUCCAAGGAACAAUCCCUGAACAAAUUUUGAGCUAUAAAAAUUUGACUGUGAGUGAUUUUAAGGCAAAUGAUCUUUCUGGGUUUAUUCCAUCAAAUAUUGACAUUCUUUCCAAAUUGGAAUUUUUGAGUCUUUCCUCUAAUAAACUAGUUGGCAAAAUCCCAAUGACAAUUAUGAACAUCACAUAUCUUGGAAGAUUUGCAGCUAAUCAAAAUCAGUUUACCGGUCCAGUUCCUUUUGGAAUUACAAAAUAUCUCAGUUCGUUGGAUCUUAGCUAUAAUCAUUUAUCCGAGUCCAUUCCCGAAGGCCUUUUAUCUCCACCGCAGCUAGUGCUUGCAAAUUUGUCCUAUAACAGGUUGCAAGGGCCUGUACCUAUAAACAUUUCACAUAGUUUAGUCAGGUUAAGAUUAGGUGGAAAUUCCUUGACAGGAGAGGUUCCUUCGAGUACUUGCAAUGAAGUCGGACAUAAUUUGACAUGCAUAGAGCUGGAUAAUAAUCAGUUGACAGGUUUGAUACCUCCUGAAUCAGGUUCUUGUAAGAAAUUGGCCUUGUUGAAUUUGGCUGAGAAUCAAUUGACUGUUGCAUUGCCACCAGAACUUGGAAAUCUUAUCAGUCUUCAAGUCUUGAAGCUUCAAAUGAAAGAAGAGAGAGUGAAAAAGGGGAACCUGUUAUUGUGA
Molecule: messenger RNA, 1041 nt
Organism: Lathyrus oleraceus (garden pea)
Lineage: Eukaryota; Viridiplantae; Streptophyta; Magnoliopsida; Fabales; Fabaceae
Product: LRR receptor-like serine/threonine-protein kinase ERL2
Exons: 2
Coding region: 1-1041 (346 amino acids)
Molecular function (GO): protein binding
Source: RefSeq, a predicted model, not a curated record